Molecule: messenger RNA, 1188 nt
Organism: Morchella sextelata
Lineage: Eukaryota; Fungi; Ascomycota; Pezizomycetes; Pezizales; Morchellaceae
Exons: 2
Coding region: 1-1188 (395 amino acids)
Source: RefSeq, a predicted model, not a curated record
AUGUUCACAACCAAACCUCAGGUUGAUCUCCUCGACGCUCACAACCUAUUAUCAAUCACCAUCAACCAAGAUGUCACAUCCAUUUAUGUUCCCUAUGAUAGCUUCAACCUUGAACUAGAUGAGGAAGAGGUAGCUCAAAUGAUACAUGCUGCACAAUACGCUGCAGCUCUCCCCAACUACACUCAUGCGCCGAGAUAUACAGCUGCACUAUCCCCAGCCGCAACGCCGCUGCCGAGAGAUACAGCCGCAUAUCAGUCACUCUCCACAACAGCACCAGCCGCGAGCAUUCAAGCCGCCGUUCAAGCCGCAACUGCGCCGCCGAUAGACACAGCCGCGGGCACUCAAGCCGCAGCAGCCGCACCUAUAGAGCUGCUUGAUAUGGGGCAGGAGGAGUUAGAUACUGGUUCAAAAAGAAAAAAGAGAGUUUAUCUGAAGGAUCCCGAGGACCAGGCUCUAUUGGUCCGUACCUGUGUAAAGCACUUUGAGGAGUAUGUGAGGGGUCCUAGGGAGGAAUACUGGAGCAACAUGCGAGCUAUAUUCUGUGAGACUACUGGUAUCGAUCUAGUAGUUCAGGGCAUGAUGAAGAACUAUGAGAAGGACAGGAGGGAGCGGGUCAAGCAGGACAAAGGGAAGAGCGGGGUGGCGAGGUCUGAGACCGAUAAGGAUCAAGCUCUGGAUGUCUGGAUUGAGUUGAAGGACUCAUUGGAGAUAGAAAAAAGCCGGAAAAAGAAAUCUGAAGAUGAAAGUUGUCGGGAAAGGGAAAUUGUCAACAAUGUCCGGGAGGAUAUGUGUAAUGUUUUCGGGAAAAAAAGAGGUGCCCCAACUGAUAUGGAAGAACCAGAGAAGGCCAAUAAACGACAGGCUGUGCGUGAGAUUCUUCCUAAAGGGAAUGCCAAAGUGGUUGAUAACAUCAUCGCCAUGAAUCAAGAAGGUGACCGGGAGCUUCUUGAUUCUAUUAAGGACAUAGAAAAGGAAAAAAUGGAAAAUUUUAACAGUAAUUUCCGGCUUCUUCUAGAGAGUAGGAGUGGUAGUAGUGGGUCGGAACAGGCUGCUAUCAGGGCUGAAGUUGCAGAUUUACGAUCUCAUUUCAAGAGUGAGAUUUUGGAUAUGCGGGAGGAGGCAAGGAAAAACCAAGGGGAGAUGAUGCAAUUCCUUCGGGAUAAUUUGAGGAGGGCAAGUGAUGCUUGA